Molecule: messenger RNA, 546 nt
Organism: Mangifera indica (mango)
Lineage: Eukaryota; Viridiplantae; Streptophyta; Magnoliopsida; Sapindales; Anacardiaceae
Product: 40S ribosomal protein S29-like
Exons: 3
Coding region: 143-313 (56 amino acids)
Biological process (GO): translation
Cellular component (GO): cytosolic small ribosomal subunit; ribosome
Molecular function (GO): zinc ion binding; structural constituent of ribosome
Source: RefSeq, a predicted model, not a curated record
ACAAUAGAAAACUAGGGUUUUUGACGCAACCGUAUAAAUUUUUCCUUUGCUCAAGACGCCAAUCCCCUCAGCAAUUUUCUAGGGUUUUCAUAAGCUCUCUGCGCAGCAGCCCUUUAUUUUGUUGAAGAAGCAAAAAUCAAUCAUGGGUCACUCCAACGUUUGGAAUUCUCACCCCAAGAACUACGGGCCUGGUUCUCGUACUUGCCGUGUAUGUGGGAACCCUCAUGGGUUGAUCAGGAAGUAUGGGCUCAUGUGCUGCAGACAGUGCUUCCGUAGCAAUGCCAAGGAAAUUGGAUUCAUUAAGUACCGCUAAAGGAUUGAGAGCUUUACCAAGAAGAGUGGCGACUUUUGUUCUGAUUAGUAUGAUAGUGGUUUUGGUGCAAGUAUCGCCCCAGUAGUGGUUUAAAAUAUCGAGGAACACUAUGAUGACCUUAUGUUUUUAAUUAAUUUGAAGGUGAUUUUGAUGUGAUUGUCUAAGAAUAUUUGUCAUUACUCUUGUAACUUGAAAAAGUUACCGUUUUAAUGUUACUUCUGUAGUCGCCAGUA